Theileria orientalis strain Shintoku is the source of this 1221-nucleotide messenger RNA. RefSeq lists its product as uncharacterized. The record is from RefSeq and is a predicted model, not a curated record. Bases 1 to 1221 code for a protein of 406 amino acids. Lineage: Eukaryota; Apicomplexa; Aconoidasida; Piroplasmida; Theileriidae. The transcript has a single exon.
AUGUUGUUCUUAUCUAAAUUUAGAACAAACUGGCUUAAACUUCCAAGCCUGUCAGUUUUAAACACAAAUCGGCCCAUAUUUUUAUAUUUAUUUUCUAAUCGGGGCCAUGAAAGUCCAUUAUUCUUAAACGUUUUUUCAGAAAGUAAGAACUUUGCCAAUUCCGUCAAAAAUUUAGGAAUAGACUGUUAUUUAUCUGAUGUUUCUAAUGUGCCCUGUAGUGUAAUCGAUAAACUGGAAGUGACCACAGUUCCAGUGGUUCUGGGUCUUCUAAAUGGGAAGAAGCUGGGCGAGGUCUUAAGCAAUGGAAGUCACGACUCACUUUUGAAGCUGUGCGAUAAGCUAAGGUCAUUUUCUAACCAGUCUGAGAGUGAAUACUCUAGUAAUAUGCGUGAACUGGUCAAGGAUGGUAACUUAAAAAAUCUGAGGGCGAAUCUCUCCUUCGUCAAGACCAACAUGGCAAGGGAGACUGAAUCUGACCCAGCUUUGUUCAAAUCGGUUUCCGAAGCGACAAUCAUAUGCCAAGACGACAAACGUGUUAAUUUACGGGAUUUGCUACGCGAUUUAGAAAAAUUAGAUACAAUUUUAAACACCCUUGAAAUACGCAGGUUAUCCGGCGAGUAUACACAAGAGACUUCAAAAGACUAUUUAAAAGAACUCGAUGGACUAGCAAACAAGUAUUUACCUAAUACUUCUGACCCCAACCGUGAGGAUGGGAUGAUUUGUACCAACGGUGACAGUGUCAAGUUUUUAAACAUUGGAGAACUGAGGACCUGUCAUCUUAUGAGGGUAAGGAUUCUAAAGCUGAUAUCCGUGAAGCAUUUUCUGGAUAAAAACGUGAACGAAUCGCUAAAAUACGCUCUGGAGGCGUAUAAAGCAAACGUUAGAAACCUACAACGCGACUUUGUGACACCACAUGAGUUCAGCGGCUGUGGUUCAAGGGACCUGCUAGGGUCCCUGUUCACACUCUUUGACCCUAAUGACGAAUCUUUACUUAGCGCAAGGUCUGAGGUCGAGAACGUGAUGGGUCCCAGGCUUCUGGGCUCCUUUCCAGUCAGCACUAAGCCUAAGGGCGGCGUCACUAGGAAGAGAAGGGGCUUCGGCGGCAGGUACAUCUGGCAGGGCAUGGAGUACCGGCCCAAGAAGUACAAGCCCAAGAACAUAAAGCGGUUCUUGAACGAGUGGCGGUGCGUGCAGGAUUCAAACACACCAUCUUUCAACUAA